ACUCACUCACUCACGAGAUACAAGAAGGAAAAUUGGGGUAAACUAUAAAUUUCCAAAAAUAAAAAGAAACAAGAAAAUCCAACUCUGUGGCCUUCCAAAAUUUCACAAGAUAAUAUGAUAUCCUACUCUCAUUAUUAUAACAUCAUUUUCUUCCUCCUCUUCUACACUUCCCAUUCCCCUCCCCUCUUUCAAAACUGUCCCCAUUUCCUGUCUUUCCAAACAGUUCUUUUCUUCCUUUUCUUUUCCUGUACUGUGCCAAUGGAAAGUGCUGCUGCAACAAGGCCACUUGGCAGCAGCAACCACACUUUUAGAAACCCACACAACAAUUCCCAUUCUGCUGCUUCUUCUUCCUCUUCUCGCCACCACCAUGGCAGCCUUUCACCAACUUCGGUUCUGGUCAUUGCAGUCUCAGCCAUCUCUGUGGUGGUGGUUCUGCUUGUGGUGGUAGCCAUUGUCCUGCUGAGGAAGCUGAGAGCUGAUCAUGUCAGCAGAGCAGCCAGCUUUAAGGAAAGCAAUGGGAGCAUCAGCAGCAGCAUUAAUCAUGUCGUCGUUCAUCGCAAUGGCAGUCAUCGAUUCGUGCCUCGUAGUUCCUCCACCGCCACCACCAUCAACUUCAACUCAAGCCCUGAUGUGGGAGGUGGAUGUCUGAGUACAAGCAACAUGGGACAUAAAACUCCAACCAGGCACAGGAGAGGAGUGGUUCAAGUGUUCACAUACAGAGAGCUCGAGACUGCAACAGGCAACUUCAAUGCAGGAAAUGUGAUUGGGAAUGGUGGAUAUGGCGUUGUGUACAGAGGGAUUCUCAGCGAUGGGACGGUGGCUGCAAUUAAGAUGCUCCAUAGAGAAGGGAAGCAUAGUGAACGUGCCUUCAGGAUAGAGGUGGAUCUGCUGAGCAGGCUUCAUUCAACUUACUUGGUUGAGUUACUGGGCUACUGUGCUGAUCAGCACCACAGGCUGCUGAUAUUUGAGUUCAUGCCCAAUGGAACCCUCCAGCAGCACCUCCAUCACAAGCAAUAUCAGCCGUUGAAUUGGGGGACCCGGCUUAGGAUAGCCCUCGAUUGCGCUAGGGCACUCGAGUUCCUCCAUGAACAUGCAGUCCCGGCAGUGAUCCACCGUGACUUCAAGUGCAGCAACAUACUGCUAGAUCAUAACUUCAGGGCCAAGGUCUCUGAUUUCGGGUUGGCCAAGACUGGUUCAGACAAGAUCAAUGGUCAGAUCUCGACCCGGGUUUUGGGGACCACUGGUUACCUUGCACCAGAGUAUGCUUCAACUGGUAAACUUACUACCAAAUCAGAUGUCUACAGCUAUGGAGUGGUUCUGUUGCAGCUCUUAACUGGGCGAAUACCGGUCGACAUCAAGAGGCCUCCAGGAGAGCAUGUUCUUGUUUCCUGGGUAGGUGAACUAACGAGCUCAGAAACACCAUUAGUUUGGGGCAAAAAUUCAUAUGGUUUGUUCACUAUUUUGACAGGCUCUUCCAAGAUUGACCAACAGAGAACAGGUGGCAGGAAUGGUUGACCCAGCAUUGGAAGGACAAUACUCAAAGAAGGAUUUGGUUCAGGUAGCUGCUAUUGCAGCAAUGUGUGUGCAACCAGAAGCAGAUUAUAGGCCCCUAAUGACAGAUGUUGUGCAGUCACUAAUCCCUCUAGUGAAAAACCUAUCUUCAGUUUCUUCAUCAGCAAGAUUCCAGAACCAGAUAAGCCCCAGGGAAGGAUCAAUGAUGUCUAAGAAGAACGAUGUGAGCCACAGAGCACUAUUUUUAUGCUAAUAAUAACGAGAGAAAGAUCUUCCGGAGAAGAACAAGAUGACCUCAAAUUCAUUCUUUCCUAGCUAAUUUUUCCAGAGAGAUUUAUGCAAGUUCACAAGAGUUCCUGAAGGGCUAAUGGGUUGAAUUUGGUACAUAAAGCUGUAAUCUUUUAUUCUCUUUCUUCCAAUACCAAUAUAAUUUUUUGUAAGAAUAACAAAAAGGAAAUUUCCUGCUGGGGUUCAAACAGAGAGAGAUUGUUCAUAGAGCAACUCUACAGGAAAACUGUUGCAUUCAACCUUCUUAUUUGUUACAAGAAAGAGUUAAAAAAAAAACUCAUUUCGUUUCUGUUUUUAGUUUUUUUAACAAAGUGCUUCUCAGCCAAUUAUACUUAAUAGUAAGCAUUUUCUUUUGCUUUCUGUUUUGUACCCGU
Messenger RNA from Linum tenue, 2174 nucleotides. Lineage: Eukaryota; Viridiplantae; Streptophyta; Magnoliopsida; Malpighiales; Linaceae. The record is from the annotation of a GenBank genome assembly.